Messenger RNA from Bursaphelenchus okinawaensis, 621 nucleotides. NCBI's taxonomy places the organism in Eukaryota, Metazoa, Nematoda, Chromadorea, Rhabditida, Aphelenchoididae. The record is from the annotation of a GenBank genome assembly.
AUGAUGCGUAGGCGUCUUUGGCUUGAGGUUGAGGUCAUUCAUGUGGCAAGAAGUAGGUCCAAAGGUCGUGCUGUCUCGUGACCGAAGAUGAGCCACCUUUGUUUAUCCCAAAGUUUGACUUAUUCCUUCUGGAAGCUUCUGAGGCUUGCAAGAUAUGGUAGCACCUAUCUUACUGUGAAAGUGUAGGGGGCAUUGCAUUGUUUGUUAUUAUUAUGUCGUUUUGUUAUAGAGAGGCUGCGUUUGGGUGCGGCCCUUGUGCUGUCUCUGGCCAACCUGAAGUUGGAGCUCCAGAGACAGCUGGAGGAGGAGAAACUGCCGGAGUCAUUUGAACCGACAGAUGACCCUCCAUAUGAAAGCAGCUCGUCUUCUGAGAGCUGGAGUUCUUCUGAAGACUCCAGUUCUUCAGUGAGCAGCUUGUCGCCGGCAAGUUAUAGCGUGUCGUCAGUGGAGGAUGAAGAAGUGAGUGAUGUCGAUGUUCGUUACUAUGGCGAGUCUGAACAGGCGGAUGAUCGGUCAGAAUCAGAUGUUGAUCGCGAGGUGGAUGAGGCUGACGGUAACGAGAUUGACGGAUAUCAUGCUGAAGGCGAGGAGAGCGAAUCGGAGGAGUGUGUCGAUCCUUAA